AUGAAGGUCUUUUACACCCUCCUGGUUGCAGCCCUUACUGGCGCUGUUACUGCUUCGCCUGUAGCAAAUGGUGGGUCGUACAAAGAUGUUCAAGGUAAUUAUCAUGAUUAUGAUGAUCAUCAGUGCACCAGGGUAGACCGCGAAUGCAAGAAGUGGGACUCCCGCGAAUGCAAGUGCCUUGAUAAAGAUAAACACAAUUACCGCCGGCAAACUGCAAGCAUCACCGCGCCGCCAACACCGACAGACACCAACGCGAACACCAACGCAAACACCAACGCAAAUGUUAACCAAAAUACCAAUGUUAACCAAAAUACCAAUGCUAAUACUAAUACCAAUGCCAAUGCCAAUACCAACCAGGCAACCACUGGACCUUCUUCAACUACAUCGGCGCCUACGACCAGCUCGACUUCAACUUCAACCUCGACUUCAACAUCUAGCCAGGCAACUAGUACCAGCGGCAACGCGAACGCCAACGCCAACGCCAACACUAACACCAACACCAACACCAACACAAAUGUCAAUGUAAACACCAAUAACAACGUCAACACCAACAUCAAUAAUAUUAAUAAUGCUGCACCCGCUACAGGUGGCGGAUCAACUGUAGGCGGAGUCGGCGGAGGCAGUGGCAACCCCUCUGAUUAUCGGUGCCACGGACAGUGGUGUCCCAACUACUUUCCAGGUUGUGAGAUCUGGGACUGGGAUCACUGCAGGUGUGGAGGCCGCUUCUGCAUCAAUUUCGACACCAACUGCCGCAACUGGGAUUGGGACGCAUGUUCAUGCAGAUAA
Messenger RNA from Aspergillus niger, 786 nucleotides. RefSeq lists its product as uncharacterized. The coding region runs from base 1 to 786 and encodes 261 amino acids. The transcript has 2 exons. The record is from RefSeq and is a predicted model, not a curated record. Lineage: Eukaryota; Fungi; Ascomycota; Eurotiomycetes; Eurotiales; Aspergillaceae.